Messenger RNA from Acanthoscelides obtectus, 1022 nucleotides. Lineage: Eukaryota; Metazoa; Arthropoda; Insecta; Coleoptera; Chrysomelidae. The record is from the annotation of a GenBank genome assembly.
AUUUGAUUUGAGGUUAACGAAAUGUCAAACAUAAUAAUGUUUUGAUGUUUUGGUAAAACGAACACUUAAUAUCUGUUUAAAACAAUUUUCCAUUCGAGAAAUAUGUCUGUUAUAGAACGUGUCAAGAUCCUAGUUUUAGGCGACACAGGAGUUGGAAAAACGUCGUUUGUAAACUUGGCUGCUCAUAAUGAACCUCUUCGAUCCCCUAGUUGGACUGUUGGAUGCUCAGUGGAAGUCAAGCUACACGACUACAAAGCUGGUACAAAAGACCAGAAGACAUAUUUCGUGGAGUUUUGGGAUAUAGGUGGCAGUCAGAUACAUAGAAAUGCCAGAUCCGUAUUCUAUUACCCUUGCCAUGGAGCAAUUUUGGUACAUGAUCUCACUAAUAGCAAAUCAGAAAAGAACUUGAACAAAUGGGUUCGAGAGAUUGUCACUAAGAGAGAAAGGAAAUAUUCUGACUAUGAGGCCCCAGAUAUGUCUAACCCUGUCAGCCCAAAUACAAGUAUUUACAUUGAUAAGAUCAUAGAUCAAGAGAGUAUGAUAGGAAAUAGUAACUUGCCUUUCCUAGUAAUUGGUACCAAAGUAGAUCAAAUGGAAGCUAAAAAAACGCUCAGUAGUUUCAUUGCCAACCACUUGGGUGUAGAUGAGAUAGUUUUAGAUUGUAGACAAUCUCGUUAUUUAGCUGCAGGUACUUCAAAUGCUGUGAAACUGUCUAGAUUUUAUGAUAAAGUGAUUGAAACUAAGUUGCGGAUUGGUAAAGAUUCAUUUUCUGAGAGGUUAGGAACUGUUACGAUCCCAUCAGCUAUUUCACCCAAAUUCUAUUCACCACAUGCUGAAUAGUGGUUAAGAAUUUACCUUAAGUUACAUUUACCUGCUCUGAAAUACUUUAUUGCAUUUAUUGAGUAUUUUAUAUGGAUAUAUUUUGUUACUUAUAUACUUAAGAUGAUACAAAUAUAGAUAUAUGAAGUUUGCCCCAAAAGCUUGUUUUCUAAACCUGUAAUAAUUUUGUUAAGAAUUUGCAC